AGAGAGAGAGAGAGAGAGAGUGAGUGAGUGAGUGAGUGAGUGAGUGUGUGUGAAUGUGAUGGCGGCUGCGUGUUCGCUCCGUGUGUAUCGCAGUGUGUUAAAGGAGCUUCGGCAUUUGCAGGGCUCCGAAUACACACAAUCCAUGGCCUAUACACACCUGAGAGAGCAGUUCAGGAACAACCAGGUGACAGGUGAGCGUCACUGCCGUGCUCAAAGAGAGGCCUUGCACACCAGUCAGGUUUACCUGUGUCUGCUGGAAUCCACACGCCUCCACUUGGAUCUUCAUCAGCAGUACCACGCACGGGGCGAGCGUGGGCCGGAUGAAGUGGCCAGACUGGUGGGGCUGCGACUGCCCACACAACCAGGCGGCAAGGGCUGGGAAAAGUGAGAAAGCGAAGAAAAGAAUGAAGAAGGAUGGUGUACUGAACUUUAUGCUGGUCCUGAGACUCUGAUUGAAGGGAAAGAAUUAGAAGUGUUUAACUGACUGUGAGUGAACCUCGGAUGGCUCCAUACUGCCUAUCUAGUCACCAUUCAGGACUGUAGUUUCUCUUGGAUAUGUAAUGCACUGCUUGGGCAUAAAAGCUAUAGUUUAAAGAUUAUACUGCACUGUAUAGGAUGUAGGGAGCCACUUGAGAUGUAUCCUGUCUUGCUAAGGCUCUUGUGUUGCUGUAAAUGAGCAGAUUUUUAGAUGUUUGUCUUCACUGGAAACUUAACUAGGAAACAAAUUUUUGUCUUUCCUUUAUUCAGUGAUUCUCAAUCCUUUCCUACUGACAAACACAAUAUUAAAUGUGAAGUGCUGGUACAUACAAAGGCUCCGUUUAUACAUGGCAUUUAAACAGCAGCACUUUAACCUGCUCAGGGGCCUUAUGGGUAUAGUUUGUUUCCAAAAACUUGAAACCUUUGUUUUUGUGAUUUCCAAUACCACUAUUUAUCAUCUUUUCAUUACUGCACAAACUUAUACAAAGCUUAAGUUAGCUCUUUAUCCGCCUUUUUCUUUUUCCAAUUUUCUGUUCCACUUCAAAAGAUGCCGCAGUUGCAUUCUGCUGCCUGUGACUGUCGCACCAUUUAAGGUUGAACAGGAAUAAGAAGCUGGUGAAUAGAAAGCUAGUUUAAGCCUCACCAAACUUAAGUCUAGAAUCAAACCACUGAAACUCAUACUUGGUCAAAUUUGCAAUGAACUUUACCUUAUGUGUGCUAGCUCUGCUACAGCCAAUCAGCAAGUGGCUCUUUCCAGUGAUGCUCUGUAAAUCCAUUAACAUCACCAAAACAGCAACUUGGGUCCGCAAGCUGUAGUAUAACAUCUGAUUCAAGCUACCCUACUGUUGUGUACAUCUGUUUAAAAAAAAAAAAAAAAAAAAGUGGGUAGGCUAACAUGAUGGACACAAUUUCCAUACACAUGGACGUAAAGAAGAUGAGAUGACCGAGAAAACUAAAAAAAAAAAAAGUAUCUUAGGUAAGG
This is a messenger RNA of Pygocentrus nattereri (red-bellied piranha), 1459 nucleotides long. It is a transcript of the gene fmc1, whose product is annotated as formation of mitochondrial complex V assembly factor 1 homolog. NCBI's taxonomy places the organism in Eukaryota, Metazoa, Chordata, Actinopteri, Characiformes, Serrasalmidae. The record is from RefSeq and is a predicted model, not a curated record. Gene Ontology annotation, cellular component: mitochondrion. The transcript is spliced from 2 exons. The coding region runs from base 59 to 388 and encodes 109 amino acids.